This is a messenger RNA of Penicillium maclennaniae, 1230 nucleotides long. RefSeq lists its product as uncharacterized. The transcript has a single exon. The record is from RefSeq and is a predicted model, not a curated record. NCBI's taxonomy places the organism in Eukaryota, Fungi, Ascomycota, Eurotiomycetes, Eurotiales, Aspergillaceae. The coding region runs from base 1 to 1230 and encodes 409 amino acids.
AUGAAGGGCAGCUCAAUAUUUCAGUUUAAAGGAUGGCCCAAAAUCCAUCAGCCGCUGCCGCGUACUCCGCGUGAAUCCCAGCAACUCCUCAACGCUCUCACCUCCUCCUUUCGCCGUCAGCUCGAUCAUGCAUACCCGGCAUCCCAUGUCUCCAGCCAGAAAGGGGAUCGACAGCCCUUGAAUCCCGAGUCUUCGGCCCAUGCAACGGAUCAGCAUUUGCAUAACAUUCUGGACAACCCAUUGUUUCGACUUGUGCCUCGAAAACUCCCGCCGGUUGAUCGCAACGCACUGCCGAACGAUGAGAAGACACGAAUGACAGAAACCCCCAUGGUCGUGUUUGAUGAGCUCGUAGCGUCGGGCUCAGUCACUGUGCCAGCCGCUGUCGCUUGUUUAAAAUCCCAACUCCUCCUUGCGCGAUCUCCUGAUGACCGCGGAGUCAGUGAAGCCAUGAAAGCCUCAAAAGCCGCUUCCAAAGUGACCAAUUGGUUUCGGACUACGGAUGAUGCCACUAGGCUGGCAUCCUUGCAAUCGCGGGCCUUUACAAGCGCUGUGGCCAAAUUUAUGGCUGCUGAGGGCCUUCAUAGCACUACCGCCUUGGAUUGGCUGCGUCUGUUAAUAAGUCAAGAAGUGCACGCCAGACAGGCUUUCACUCACCUCGUUGAAGAUUUCCUCGAUGCCGAAGUUCGAUAUGGGCGUGGCUUUGGCUCGGCUUUGGAGUUCUACUUGCAGGUGUGCAAGCUGUGCAUUGCGUCUCCCCAAGCUAACGGAUCCGCCCGAUCACUGCUGGUGGCAGCAGGUGCUCAACUUAGCCGGGUGGCCUUGGAUCAGAAGCCAUCCAUUGGAGAUGUCUCAAUUGGCCUUUAUGAACAUUACAUGGAUGUGAUCGCUACCUUCACUUCAAAUCGGUCACUUCUCUUUAGCGCCGUGGCAGUCUGUCAUCCCACUCAGCCCGACCCACGACCUUUUAUUCGCUUCGUGGAAAAUUGCACGCCGAGCAAGUUUCAGAAAUAUAGUGCAGUCAGGCGGGAUGCCUUCCUUCGCAUUGGCUGUGAUGCUCUGCGUAUACUCAUGGUCGAACGGGAUGACUACCGCAGUGCCACCAAAUUGGCUCAGCAGAUGCAGAGCCUAUUUCCUGAUACGAAAAAAUCUACUGUGACUGACAAAUCACGCAACCCCGCCUCGCUGGAUGAGGACUAUCUAGUCAGUCGUUUGGACUUAAACCUGACUUGA